GUCACACUCUUGCUGAAAAAAUAUCAAUGGAAAAUCAAACCACAAUGACCAAAUUUAUUCUCCUGGGACUUUCCAGUGACCCACAGUUGGAGAUUUUCCUCUUCUUGGUGUUUUUAGUUAUUUACCUAAUAACUCUGAGUGGUAACAUAGUGAUCAUGGUGGUGAUAAGAGCUGAUUCUCACCUUCACACCCCUAUUUACGUCUUACCCUUCCAUUUAUCCUCGGUCAAGGUGCCUAAUGUGCUGAGGAACUUCCUAGCAGCACACAAAACUAUGUCUGUCAAUGGCUGCAUUGCUCAGAUAUUCUUCAUCCUCCUCUUAGCUGGUGCUGAAAUUCUCAUUCUUUCAGCCAUAGCUCAUGACCGCUACAUUGCCAUAUGUGACCCAUUGCAUUACAUGGAAAGAAUGAGCAAAGGGAUCUGUGUUCAGCUGUUGAGUUGUCCAUGGGCAAUAAGUUUCUUCCAUGCCCGGCUUAACAUUGUUUUUACCUUCAAGUUGCAUUUCUGUGGGCCCAAUCAAAUCAACCAUUUCAGCUGUGAACUCCCUCCUCUGUUACAACUGUCCUGCACUGACACCUUCACCAAUCAAGUAGUACUUCUUACUUCUGUUGUGAUAUUAGGAUCAAGUGCCUUUCUCCUCAUCCUGCUCUCCUACAUUCACAUCAUCUCCAGUCUCUCUGUGUCAAGAAGUUCCACUGUCAAAUUAUGUGUCUUCUUUAUACCAUCAGCACACGCAUAG
Messenger RNA from Chrysemys picta bellii (western painted turtle), 737 nucleotides. The record is from RefSeq and is a predicted model, not a curated record. NCBI's taxonomy places the organism in Eukaryota, Metazoa, Chordata, Testudines, Emydidae.